AGAUCGAUGAGUAAGGGCGCGCACGUAUUCCUCCCUGGAGCCCCUCCUAUUCGGGCGUUCGCGUAGAGCCGGUCCUGAUGGCGAGAAGCGUCAACAAUCUCCCUCCCUUCUCCAGUCCCCGCCGAUGGAGUCAGAAGCACCUGUUGCUCGCCUACCUGUUUUACUCGCUCCUCGCUGGCACCACUUCGUCAGUACCAGUCAGUACUCAGUACGUCGCGCGGCGUUACGGCGGGGAGAUCCUUUCGCGCCCAAGUAAACGCGUGUUUGUGAAAUCGCGAUCCACGUGAAGCGCGUAUGGAAAAGAUGCUUCGCCGCGACGGCUGAAAAACACUCGUGAGAGAGAAUUCGAUCUUGGUCGGGCGCCGCGCGCCGCGCCGCGUCGCGCCGCGCCGCCGGUCGAAUCUCACGCAUCUCACGCGACCGACCCCCUCCCCCCGGCCCCGUUCUGUUCGCACGAUCCGCAAACCGAUCGCGAGCUUCUCUUCAUCAUCGUGGUAACGUUAGAAGGCCGCGUUCCUCGUCAUCUCUAUCCGUCCACGACGCAUUUUGCGCCGCGCGCCGCGCGAGAACAUUACGCGCGCGCGCGUGCUCAAACGCGCAUCGUUCGGAUCGCUUGCCGCUUCCAAGUCGAUUCCACACCGAUUCGUCGGCCUGGGUAUAGGAAAGUCCCGGAGAGAUAAUUGACAGCUAUCAAUCGUUUCCUACCUUCAAAUAUUCGCAUUCGGCAAGCAAGGGAUGAGAUACGAUAUAGAGGAAUAACAGUGAAUCCUUCGGAGCAUCUUGCCGCUUUGCGUUUUGCUUCGAACGGAUCGCGGUUUGCGCGCGCGAAACUAUGCGACGAAAUUGACGAAGACACGACGAAGAAGGAAAGAUAGAAGGAGAGCGAGUUACGGAGGCAAGUCGCGCGCGGUAAGAAGGCCUCGCGACGACCGGUUGAAGCCGCGCGAGAAUAUGCGCGAGAGAGACUGAUCUGAGAGCGGGAGCCGGGAGCCGGGAGCGAGCGAACGAGCCAUGGAGGACGCAGCAGCAGCAGCAGCAGCAGCAGCGCGGGAUGCCUGCUUCGGGGCGGGCAGCGUGGCCGGAGCCGUGAUCGGGACCUUUCUGACGACGAUCCUUCUGCUCGCGGUCGCCACGCUUCUCUACAGGCAGUGGCGCCGACAUAAGAGUAAACACUUGGUGCUGGUGACAGAUCCCGAGAUUGCCGAGGAUGCGUACGCCUUCGACAAUCCUUGCUUCAAGGACGCCACGCCUGCGGCAGUCGGUCGCGUCACAGAGAGACCGUCAUCGGUUGUACCCGGGGACACACCCGCGAAGGAUUCCACGCGAUGGUCCACACCCUGGAUGUCCCUGGGCCUCGGCUCGGCAAUCCGCAACGAUAAACGUCGAACUCUCGACGACUCCUGCGUCGGACCCAAGGCCACCAGGGUCAGCUUGGUCAAUCUGCGUAGCCGUGACUUCACCGGCCUGGGUUUUAACGUGUGCGGCAACAUGAGGGAGGGCAUUUUCGUCAAGGACCUACUGCACCGCGGACCCGCAUCCGAAUCCGGACGGAUACACCCUGGUGACCGUAUCUCCAGCGUGAAAAUCAGCUUCCGCAACAUGGUAUACGAGGACGCAUUGACAAUCCUGAGCUACGCCUCGCCAUACGACGUAGAGCUGGAAGUGGAGAGCGGUGGCAGCGGUUCCAAGCCAGCGACGUUGCUGAAGAAAAGCGUGGGUCCGAGUCCGACGAGGAUCUGCCAUCCUCUCUACAGAAGCCAAUCGAUUCCGGAGAUGUCGCGGGGUCAGAAAAGUAUCGCGAAACGGCUGUUCAUAGCCGAUCCGAACGAGUCCGUGGGAUCCACUUAUUCGACGAUGAACUCGACUCUGAAGUCUUCAAAAUCAACGCCGGGUAGCGGGCAAAGUCUCGAGAGGCGUCACGACGAAGUAAAGAACAAUCACCAUCACAAGUUCGGCAUCAAGGUGUUGCCGGCGUUGGACGGCACCGUGCACCGCAUCGAAAAUCAAAAUGAGCACAAUACAAAUCUGGAAAGAAGGCACUCGCGCAAGAUAGACGCGGAGAAGUUGCUGACAAAUAGGCAAUCUGAGACUUUGAGCGACGCCGACGAGAAGAAGCUCUGCAACGAGCAUCUUCAACAACGCGCGAAUCACGAGGUCGUCCCGAUAAAAAUUACUGUUGACAGCAUCCGUAACGUCGACAAGUCGGACGCGUCGGACAAAGGUGAGAAGAACUCGGUCGAUGGAGAACUCAACAUACCAUCGGAGGUGCCGACGGAGGUGCACAACGCGGCUAUGGCGGCUCGUAGAAAUCGAAAGAGCAGUUCCGAACCUCUGAUCAUACAGAAGAUCACGCCGUCCGAUUCUGACGGCACUAAGAGUCCGCAGAAGAACAAGCGGAAGGCACCAGCGCCGCCGAAGAAUAGCAACGAAAUCACGAUGCCGUCCACGAAGAAAGAUGCCAUAGACACCAUCGAUAGCAUUGCCGAUUACACGGAAUCGUUGAGCGAUUACGUGAAUAAAGCGCGCGAGAACAUCGACGCCGCUGCGGAUGCCCGAAGACAUCGUCUAGAGAAUCAGCCGAUCAACAGACGAAAUUCCGAGUCGGAUACUGACAACGAAAUGCAAAACAGCUUUACGAUCGAGUUGAAUUCGGCGGACAUCACCAUUCAUCGCACGCCCGUGCCGGAGGCGGACGACGACGAGGACGACAUGUAUAGAAAAGCAGCCAGCCUGGGCGACCUGUCCAAGUACGAGAACAAAACCGCGGCGACCCUGGAGAGGGCGCAGAGCCUCGACAUGAGCGCCGAAACCGGGGCGAAGAAGCGCAAGGCGCCCUUGCCGCCCGAAGACAUCAACGAGUCUACGGAGGAUCUUACGAAGCUCGAUCAGAUCGAUACGUUCGAUCGACGGAAGCUAAAGAAAUCGAACGAAUGGGGCACUCUGGAGGAUGUGAUCUGGAACGAAAAUGUCACCGAAACGGAGGAUAAGACACGUGGAAAAGGGCGUACGAGAAAAAAGAGCAACGGCACUUUGGAGCGCUCCAAGUCUGCUGUGGAAAUCAAGCUGAAAGAAGACGACGUCGCUACAACGGCGACGACGGAUGAUGACGAAUCGGAACUUCCGCGGAAAAAGCCCGGCGAGGAGGAAAUUUCAAAUGAGGAAAUCGACAGCAUCGAGUUAUACAAUCUACCGUUGAGCAAACGAUUGACCGAGGAGUUUAUUCGCACCGAAAGGAUGUUCAAUCCGGACGAGGACAAUUCCUUGGCCAGAAUCGUGAACGACGGCGAGGUGGUGAAGAGUCCAACCCCGAAGGAAGUGGAGCUAGACUUCCAAUUAGCUAACGAGAAACGAUCUUCCGAAAAGAGCAAGCACGAGGCGGAGGCCGGAAACGAGCCGGAUAGUAAUUCCACGUCGGACAAGUCGGAGGACUUUAGUCGCGCCCUGCGCUACUUCGAGCUGCACGCGAGCGGCUCACCGACAACAAAGAUCAAUCUGACGGGCUGGAUGCGGCUGGAUGAGUUCAGGGAAGAAAGAGCACCUGUUAACGACGCGUCUCUUUAUGCCGAUAGACAAGUAGUUGUGGAAGAACCCAUCGUAAAAGUGACCGUAGAUCGACCAGCGGGUUGUCGCGGCUGCGAAGAUAGAUACGGCCAACAUAGCGCCGAGUGCAAGCAGGAGUGCAAGCAUGAAAAGCACGCCGAUCGACAGCAUCGCGUGACCGUUCGAUCCUUCUCAGAGGAUAAAGAAGUAAAACGGACAUCCACAUCGACGCAUCUGCGAGUGCAUGCGUCCAAAUCGGAAUCGUCGACCGAGCGUGACAAAUUUCAGGACGGAGAAAAGAACACGGAGGAUAAGAACGGUGAUAGCUUCUCCACGUUUCACGCGCAUCGGACAAAGUUCGAACAGCGGGGUACAGACGGACACUCACCAGUCAAGACGAAAUCACUGACCGACUCCACGUUCGCCGAUACGCAUUUCGCCAGACACAUCAUUAAUGUCUCCAGCCGCGAGAACGACGACGAGGAGGAAGAGGACGAGUACGAGUUCGGCUCGAACGUAACGGCGAACAGCAAGAGCCCGCCCUCGCCUAAGGAAGACCGUCACAACAUCAGCAGCGUCAGUGUGUCGAGCGGCGAGAACAGCGAGGACAGCGGUUUGGUCCGAGAGUCGAUGGAUUAUAACAAUCCGCAGAAUACGGAGAGCCAUCCACCUUUGCCUAGUACGCCCGUACCGCCAAACACUAUCCAAAAAAUGACCUACAUUACGGAGAUCAAGGUGUCGCCCAACAAAGAGGGCAUUCGCGAAAUCGACAGCGAAAACGAGGAGAUAACGACGGGGACCAACGGUGAGUCGCGGAAACUGGCGCGACACGAGAUCAAAGUGACGUCGAAUGGCAAACCUACAUCUGGUAAGAAGCCGCCGGUACCGCCCAGACGAUCGGACGUGACCAAGAGUCCGAGGGAAGACCGGACGGACAAACAAGUCGUCUACGUGUCCGAGUAUAAAUCUGCGACGGGCAAGGGAACUCAGAUCUUAGAUGCGCAUCCAGGAGCAGAUGUAAAACAAUCGGAGAAUAAAAAAUUUGAGCACUGGAUCUUUAGAGCUGACAAAGAACAGAAGAACUGGAGCCCCACUUCCGGCCAACCGCAGCCUGUAACGAACAUCGUUCUUUCAUCCAGGGAUGAUACGAAUUAAAAUAUUCACGAUCCUCGACUUCCUUGAGACAGAACGCCAACAGAAGUAAUUGUAUAUCACUUAGUUCAGAAAAGAGCUAAGUGAGCUAAGUCUUAUUUGAAAAAUGUUGGAAAUGAGAUUUCUUCGUAUGCGAUAUUUUUUACGAAGACAAAUAAUGAUUACAUCGAUUAAGGAUGUAUUACUCAUAUAAUUUUUGCAAAGUAAAUAAUUGAAAUUAGAAAAAUGUUAAUAUUUAAAUUUUAAAUAAACUAUACAUAUAUAUGGAAGUUAUGUGAAUAACAUCAUGUUUUUAUUUAUCUUAUUUGUUGUUAAAAAUUAAAUUAUUUUAAAAUACAAUAAAAAAUUAAAAAUUUUUUUUGCAUAAGAAUCAAGUAUUCAAAAUGAUUUAUGCAAAAUGUUGUUGUGAUUCUGAAAUUAGUAAUUGUUCUGUAAAUAAAUAGAUAAAUAUAUUUUACUUAUUUACAAAACCACUAAUCUCUGCAUCACUAUGAAAUUUCACAGAAAUUAUUUUGAAUACUUAAAUACUUGUAUAAAAAUUUCAGAUUUUUGUCAGCAUUUUUUAAUUAUAUUUCCAUUAAAAUUUACUUAAAAUUCACUUAUUAAAAUGAAUUUUUAUUCAGAUAUAAAAUCGCCAUCAAAAGAGCCCGGCUGUUUUAUGCUUUCAAAUGCAAUAUAAAACAAUUUAUAAUUUUUUCAAUGUUUUGAACAUGUGCGUAAUACGUCCUUAAUAGAAAAACGAUUGUAUUAUUGUUAAUAAUGUUCUUCGAGUUUUCAGAAAACUUAAGAACUUUUGGAUAACACUCUUUCUAGGAUAACCAAUUUGUGCAAAAGUUUCAAAAACCAAGGCUACGUGCCGUAAUAAUAAUUUUAAAAUAAAUAUUUUUAUAUUGAUGUAUAUAAAAAUUUUUGCAUCAAUUCUAGAUUUCUUUUUGUUUUUGACUUGGUUCCCUUUUUUCAGUCUUCAAUUCAAUUAGACCUCAAUAAAUGAUGUAAUGAUUAUGAAAAGUGAGAACACUUGUAAGUCUGAAAGGAGAGAAUAUGAUUAACUUUAUGUCACGUAUGUGUUGAUGCAUUUCUUGAAGUGAUACGUGUUUCACACACGACAUGUAUUAUAAAAUAUGUAAAUACGUCCCAAGCAACAGUUAGAUGCAAAAUACGUUUAAUAAAUGUGAAAAUACCAAUUUUAAACGUCCAAGCUGAUCAUUUAAAAUUUGAUGUGUUUUCUUGAAUUAUAUUUUUGUGACAAUAGCACAAAAAUAUGUUAAGUGUAAAUGAGAAUAUAACAACAUUGAACAUUUUAUUAUAAACAUACAAUAACACUUGUCACCGAUAAAAUCAUUAACAUUAUUGUAGACUUUCGUAAAUAGCGACAGGUUCGCAGAUGGCCAAUGGCCACUAUAGUGCCUUUCGGAACAAAAGGAUUAAUAAAUGUUAAAUAGGCGUUAAAAAUGUUUGAUAAACAUUUCUAUACAUCAUAAAAACGGCUAAAUGUUUUUUAAACGUGUUUAAAUGGUUCGCUUGGGAUUAUGUAAGCAGAAAAAAAUUUUUUAUGACUUUACUGAGAAGUUUUAUCUUCCAAAUGGGGGAAUAUCUUCGUCUAAAAUGUGAAUAUGUAAGAUAUUCAAAAUUAUUACAACACAAUUUUUUUUUUUAAAGUGAGAGUAGUGAUAUUAUUUCUCAGAUUUUUAUAUCAAUUUGUGUUUAAUUUGUUUCUUCUAAUUUCUGUGUGUAACUUAUCUUAGUAUCUUAGGGCCAAAAGAAUCGAUAAUAUUUUGACAAGUGUCAAGUAUCGCUGUGUUACAAAUACAAAUAAUACAAUGAGAUUUGCUCUAGAUAUAUUUACAAUAUUAUAUUUAUUUAUACAUUUUAGAUCAAUUGAAAAUUAAUUGAAAAAAUAUCCAUUAUGUCAAUAAUAAAUACGAGAUGUAUCGAGAUGUAUGCGAGAUAACCAGUAGAGUGCUGAGAAACUACGUGCCAUAAAGAGUAAUUAUGAUUAAAGGAGAUUACUUGAGGUAAAAUUGAACUGUAAAUGCAUGUAAGAUUUACAGUGUGCGUUAUAUAUCCGAUCGAUCAUCAUGUGAAUAAAUAAUAAGUUGUAAAUGCGAUAA
Messenger RNA from Solenopsis invicta (red fire ant), 6803 nucleotides. RefSeq lists its product as uncharacterized. Gene Ontology annotation, molecular function: protein binding. The record is from RefSeq and is a predicted model, not a curated record. NCBI's taxonomy places the organism in Eukaryota, Metazoa, Arthropoda, Insecta, Hymenoptera, Formicidae.